UAAUUACUUAGUUCAAAGGUAAAAUAAAAAUAGUUGUUUAAUCAAAAGCUCAUUGUGCAUUAAUAUGAAUAAAAGCAAUAUAAAUGUUACAAGUAGGGGAGGAAAGAAACACAUUUGUUGUAUCUGCAUUAGGUAGUGUCGGAACUGGCAAGUCUAGUUUAUUGAAUGCGAUUACUGGUGAAUAUACUUUUGAAACUGGUGAUGGAACUAAUGCUACUACAAAAAGUAUAAAUGGAAUUACAAAAGAAUGGAAAUUUGCACCUUCUUUAAAAUACUGUCACUUAAUUGAUACUCCAGGAUUAGUGGAUUCGAAUGUUCAAGAUCGUCAAGUAAUUCAUGAAAUGACAAAAUAUUUUAAAUCUUUACAACAUGGUGUAAGUGCUUUUUUUUUAGUUUUUAAUAUAAAUGAUAUUAGACUUGAUGCAUAUACACAAAAUAUGCUUAUUUUAUUUCAUCAAUUGCUUGGUAAAGAUUUCUGGAAUUUUGUUAUAAUUGUAUUUACGCAUGUUGAUGAAGAUUUAAGGGAUGAUUUAGAGGAUAAUAUUGAUGCUGUCAUAGAAAGUCAAGAUGGAUUUGUUUCAGAAAUUAGAAGAAUAUAUAAGCUUUCAAAGUCAUUUCAACCAUCUGUCAUUUUUACUUCUACCCUAAAUGUUAGGUCAAGUAGUUAUACUCAGAGACAUAUUCGAGAAUUAUGUCAUGCUGUUAGUAUGUGUGAGGCCAGAAAUAAUGGAAAACGCUUCACGUGUAAAUGGUUAAGACAAAUAUUGACAAUUCCUAACGAAGAACAGAAAUCCAAUUUUAUCAAAGAAAGUAUCAAAGAUGUUUGGUCUUCUAUGUCAAAUGCUUGUCAAAUGCAAUAAUCAUAUCAUGUUUAAAAACUACUAGCAUGAAAUAAACGG
Cokeromyces recurvatus is the source of this 899-nucleotide messenger RNA. Its product is annotated as P-loop containing nucleoside triphosphate hydrolase protein. NCBI's taxonomy places the organism in Eukaryota, Fungi, Mucoromycota, Mucoromycetes, Mucorales, Mucoraceae. The transcript has 4 exons. Gene Ontology annotation, molecular function: GTP binding. The record is from RefSeq and is a predicted model, not a curated record. Bases 84 to 860 code for a protein of 258 amino acids.